Molecule: messenger RNA, 1668 nt
Organism: Lachancea dasiensis
Lineage: Eukaryota; Fungi; Ascomycota; Saccharomycetes; Saccharomycetales; Saccharomycetaceae
Source: the annotation of a GenBank genome assembly
AUGAGGACUGAUAAAAAACAGGCCACUGUCGUGGGCGAUGUCCUUGAAGCAGGUAAUGGCUCAGUUUACGAACUCACGAUAGGAGGAGAAACAGGAGACAGUACAAGAGAUGUGUAUCAACGAAUUCAGCGCAGAAAAUUGCUUCCACGACAGGUAUCAAUGAUUGGCAUUGGAGGAGCGAUUGGUACUGCGCUGUUUGUAUCGAUUGGUAGCAAAGUGUUGCAAGGUGGGCCAGCUUCUCUUUUGAUAGCAUUCUGCCUGUGGUCUGUCGUUUUUAUCGGACUUUCGACCUCUAUGUGUGUGAUGGCGACGUAUCUGCCGGUGACCGGGUCGUUCGUGCAUUACACCAGCCGGUUUGUUGAUAAGUCUUGUGGGUUUGCCGUGGGAUGGACAUAUUUUGUGUGCCAGGCGGCAAAUGUGUGCUUUGAGAUUACCGCUGUAUGUCUAGUAAUAGAGUAUUGGACUGACAAAAUACCCAAGGCUGCAAUCAUCAGCGCUCUUAUCCUACUAUUCGCGGCUCUGAACUUAUACUCUGUGUUUUUCUUUGGCGAGGGCGAAUUCUACCUCUCGAUAGGAAAGGUAGUUCUGGCGAUUGGAUUGAUUAUAUUCACGAUUGUUGUUAUGUCGGGCGGGAACCCGCAGCACAAGGUCCUAGGCUUUAAGACAUGGAAUAAUCCAGGAGCUUUUGCAGAGUACAUCACAACCGGCACCUCGGGCAAAUUCAACGGUUUCAUGGCGUGCUUAGUCUUUGCUCUUUACGUUUUUUGGGGUGUUGAUUAUUUAGGAAAUGCUGCCAGCGAAGCAAUGAACCCGAGGAAAGUUGUCCCCGCUUCGUUCAAAAAGGUGUUUGGAAGGCUUAUCAUCUUUUACAUUGGUGGAGCCAUCUGUGUGGGUGUACUGAUACCCUUCAACGAUCCAGAUUUGAAGGCAGCACUUGAAGAAGGGGCAGCUGGUGCCGGUGCUUCACCCUAUGUAUCUGCAAUGAAAACUUUGGGUAUUGGUGUACUUCCUCACAUCGUGAACGUCUUGAUCUUAACCUCGAUUAUCUCGGCCGGGAAUGGAUCAUUAUAUUCUGCUUCCAGAGUAUUACAUCGUCUUGCGCUGGAGGGCCAGGCCCCUGCGUGUUUCAAAAGGGUUACCAAGAGAGGUGUUCCUAUCUAUUGCUGCCUGUCAGUAUUGAUAAUUUGUGCGUUGGCUUACCUCUCUGUGUCAAACAACACCAACAAAGUUUUGACCUGGUUUCUUAAUGUUGAGACUGCGGCAAUGGCAAUUGUGUACAUUUUCAUUUGCGUGUCGUACUUACAAUUUCGCAAGGGAUGUCUCGUCCAAGGAGUUGAUUUGAAAUCACUACCAUAUUACAGUAAGUAUUUGCCUUACUUGACUUGGCAUUCGCUGUUCUGGUUAACACUAAUGCUGUUCGUUAGUGGCUAUACUGUUUUCCUGAAGGACAACUGGGAUGUUCAAUCAUUUGUGUUCUCAUAUUUUAUGAUUCCAUUUUUCGUCAUCUUCUACCUUGUUCACAAAUUGUUUUACAAGACCAGGUUUGUCAGGCCGGAAGAAAUGGAUUUGUUCAGUGGCAUCAAGGAACUUGCAGAGGAAGAUGCUUUCUGGGCCGAGAAUCCGCCAAAGACCAAUCUGUUUGACAAGAUGUUUAGCUUUCUGUUGUAA